Neurospora crassa OR74A is the source of this 261-nucleotide messenger RNA. RefSeq lists its product as hypothetical. Bases 1 to 261 code for a protein of 86 amino acids. The record is from RefSeq and is a predicted model, not a curated record. NCBI's taxonomy places the organism in Eukaryota, Fungi, Ascomycota, Sordariomycetes, Sordariales, Sordariaceae. The transcript has 3 exons.
AUGGGCAUAAGCGCUGUUUGCCAGCGGGGCGACGCAGAGAGCAACCUUACUACCACGUUGGGUCUGUCAAAGUGCAUUGCCUACAACAUCAAGGAGAGCAAGCUGGAGUGGAAGAUACCUCCGUCGUGUACGAAUUCCACCACGGUGGAUGAGAAGAAGAUGAACAGUACACAGGGAAACUUGGUUGAACUUGACGACUAUUCCGAGCAUGUCUUCAAUAAUGAUGGCCGACUGGGUUGCUUCGGAAUGCUCGGACCUUAA